AUGGCAUCCUCCAAGCCCGCAGUGUCCUUUAUUGGCCUCGGGGCCAUGGGCUUCGGCCUGGCCACAAACCUCGUCAACAAGGGCUUCCCCGUCACCGGCUUUGACGUCUGGGGCCCGACCCUCGAGCGCUUCCGUCAGGCCGGCGGCAGCUCGGCAGCAACCCCCGCCGAGGCUGUCGCCGGCAAGGCCCUCUGUGUUGUCAUGGUCGCCACCGCCCAGCAGGCCCAGAGUGUGCUCCUGGAAGGAGACGCCCCUGCCGUGCCCGCCCUGCCCCGCGGCGCCACCCUCUUCAUAUGCUCCACCGUCCCUGCUGCAUACGUCCAGGGCCUCGCGAAGCAGCUGGCCGGCAUGGGCCGAGGCGACAUCUCUCUUAUCGAUUGCCCCGUCUCCGGAGGCACCAUACGGGCGGCAGAUGGCACGCUGUCCAUCAUGGCCGGCGCGGCCGACACGGCCAUCAGCAAGGGGAGGGAGCUCCUGCAGGCCAUGUCGGACCCCAAGAAGCUGUACGUCGUCGCAGGCCCAGACGUCGGCGCCGGAAGCAACCUGAAGAUGUGCCACCAGGUCCUGGCCGCCGUCCAGAUCCUGUCGGCGAGCGAGGCCCUGGGCUUUGCGAGCCAUCUCGGGCUGGACCUGAAGAAGGCAUCCGAUGGGAUUGUCAAGUCGGAUGGGGCGAGUUGGAUGUUUGAGAACAGGCUCCCACGGCUGCUGGCCCCGGACUUUAAGCCCAUCGCAAGCGCAGUCACCAUCAUCUUGAAGGACGCCGGCAUUAUCACGUCUGAGGCCAGGCGGUAUGCAUUUCCCACGCCUAUGACGAGCGUCGCCGAGCAGGUCUACUUCACGGGCUUGGGCAGGGGGUGGGGCGCCGACGACGACGCCAGCAUGUUGAGGCUGUACAGCGAAGGGGUGGCCAAGGUCGGGCCGGUCAAGGGCCAGUCUCGCAGCGAGGACGACAAGUUGAGGCUGGUGGUGGACCUUCUCAGGGGGAUCCAUCUGUGCUCGACGGCAGAGACUAUCGCGUUUGCCAGCCACGUCGGCCUAGAUCUAGACCAGGUCUUCGAUCUGUGCACCAACGCGGCGGGAGGCAGCGCCAUGCUGAAUCUCUACGGGCCCGAGAUGAUCAAGGCCUUCCGAGGCGGCCGGGACCAGGUGGCCCGGGGUUGGGCUGCAGAACAAGGAGACGGCAGGCGGCUUGGAGCCAUCCUCGAGGGACUGCAGGCGGCGGUAAACGAGGCCCAAUUGCUGAAGAUGCCGCUCUUCCUGGGCAACCAAGCGCUCAGCCUGGUACGUCUUGCUCUGCAGGGCGCAUCCGACGGCCAGGACGGGCUGGCAGCGGCAGCGGUGGCGAGGGCGUGGGUCAAGUAA
Messenger RNA from Diaporthe citri, 1362 nucleotides. RefSeq lists its product as uncharacterized. Gene Ontology annotation, molecular function: NADP binding; oxidoreductase activity; NAD binding. Bases 1 to 1362 code for a protein of 453 amino acids. The record is from RefSeq and is a predicted model, not a curated record. The transcript has a single exon. Lineage: Eukaryota; Fungi; Ascomycota; Sordariomycetes; Diaporthales; Diaporthaceae.